AGUGUAGUUGCGGCGGCCAUCUUGGCGGGCGAGUCAAACACAGUGACCUCCUUCAACCUUAUUAUUCUCUAUUAUCAUUUCUGCUGCGUCCUAUAUUGAGGUCAGCAGGAGAUGAUGGAAGAUGUUUAUAUGGAGAUAGAAAAUUCGACUCCAAGAACUACAUUGCAACAACUGUUGGAAGUUCAUGAUCCAGAGGAAACUCCAGAUGUGCUCAAGAAUCAACCACUUCGCACACCCUCAUCUGCCAAAAAACGAAAACGUGAAGCAAGAAAGAGCAGUGCUGCCAAACAAAUUAAAGGUAAAGAUGUUACAAAUCUUCAAACUAACGUUCUCAGUCAGUCACGACAAUCUAUUAGUACUUCAGUUCUUGGUGAAUCUCUCAAUGCCAGCAGCAUCAGAGGUGUAGACCAGACUUAUGCAAAUUUAAAUAUCCUUGAGAGUAGCGAAUCGUCCAUCAAUGAGGACCUUGAUCUUGAGAGGGCAGCUAGGUUUCACAAGAGACGGCAGCAUCCUUUGAAGAACCUCAGUCAACCAAGGGUAUCUGUUGCUAAGUUGAAGAAACCUAAAACUUCCAAGCCAAUAACUCGUCAAGAUUUAGAGAAGUCUCCCGGGGAUCAUGGUUCAGUAUUAAACACAGCUGAAAAUAAGGUUAAUAUUGAAAAUAGGACAUAUGCUGGUGUUAACACCAGUAUGAUGGAAUCGUCAUCAGACAGCAUUGAUUAUGAGGCAGUAAAAAAAAUGCGCAGUCGGACCAGGAGAGAAGUCACAGUGUCUCACCAGGGAUUAAAAACUACAUCCGUCUCUCACAGUUUGCCACCAAGUAAAGCUCCAGAUGAUGUAAAUUUGGAAAAUGACAUUACAUAUGCUGGUAUCAGCAGUAAUAUAAUGGAAUCGUCGGUUGAUAGCAUAGAUUAUGGAAUAGCCAAGAAUGUGCGGUACAGGAAAAAGAAGCAGGACAUAGUUCUUGAUGAAUUUGGUCCAGUGCCUUCUGGUCAAAACUUGCCACUGGGUAGUGACCUUACAUACACUGAAUCUGUUACAAGUGUAUACAGCCCUGAAGACAUACAGAGUGGUACAAACAGGGACACUGUCAAGGAGUUGAGAUCUCUCAAAACUAAUAAAACUGCUUCUCCACAGAAAUUGGAUUUGUCUCUAGAUUCUCGGAGCACUACUUUCUCAGAAGGUUCUGUCUCUAAAUUAGAUCAAAUUUAUGAGGUUAGUAAUGAGGGAGAUGAAAGUCUUGAAAAUGUUAGAAAGACAACUAGACAGAGAUUUGCUCGAAAGGCCCCAGAUUUGAAACUAAAUGUGACUGCACUGGUUGAGAAGUUCAAAUUAAACCAGAGGUCAGCCUUAAAUGCUGAAGAAGCCCCAGAACAGAUUGAAGCAGAUUUGAAAGCACCAUCUUCUCCAACUGAAAAUGAAUUCUUAGAUGAGGAAAAAUCAGAUUGGCAAGCCUCCCAGGAAAUUUCUUUACCCAAGAAUGAGGUGACUAGUAAAUUCCUGCCUUCAGAGGUGGAAGCAAGCACAAUUCCUCAAGUAGAAGGUGUGAAGAGCAGUAGUCAUGGCAGGACAUCUAAUGAUAACACAACAGGACUUCAGUCGAAAGAAGUUGUACUUCCCCCUGUUGGUUUUAGAGAUGAACGCAAUAAAUUUCAUAAGACAUCACUGGGAGAUUUUUCGAGUGAUAGCGAGGAUGAUGAACUUGUGAGUAACAUAAAUGCCACCCUCAUUGCCCUUGCUAAUGAAAAUGAAGAGAUCAGUGUAGGUAAUAAUCAGUAUAAAUUACAGUUGUCUCCUCUGAAUAGUCCUUUGGUCAACCAUGGUGUAUCUGCCCCAUCUUCUCCAACACAUGGGCAAGAUAGCCCCAGGAACAGGGCUAGAGAUAGGUCCACUUUUAAAGGUAGCCCCAGGAAAUCACAGCAAAAGAGUGCCACACCAUCGCCACUGGAAAGCCCUCAAAAAAGUGUUGAAGCAAAUGUUGCCGUGUCUCAAAGGAAAAGCCCUCGAAAAAGUGUUGGAGAUUCAUCAGCAUUACUUUCAAAGAGUCCAAAGCUAAGUGUAAGAGAUGAUGGCUUGUCAGCUGCAAGACAAAGUCCAAGAAAAGGUUUGGUAAGACGUGUGUUGUCACCUGCAAGGGAAAGUCCAAGGAAAAGUAUUAGAAGAUCUGCAGUGUCACCUGCAAAGGAAAGUCCAAGGAAAAGUAUUAGAAGAGCUACAAUGUCACCUGCAAAGGAAAGUCCAAGGAAAAGUAUUAGAAGAUCUAUAGUGUCACCUGCAAAGGAAAGUCCAAGGAAAAGUGUUGGAAGAGGGGCAGUAUCACCUGCAAAGGAAAGUCCAAGGAAAAGUAUUAGAAGAGCUACAAUGUCACCUGCAAAGGAAAGUCCAAGGAAAAGUAUUAGAAUAGCUACAAUGUCAUCCUUAAAGGAAAGUUCAAGAAAAAGUGUUGGAGGGGGUGCCGUAUCACCUUCAAAGGAAAGUCCACGGAAAAGUAUUGGAAGAGCAUCAAUAGAAAUUCCGAGAAAAAGUGUUGGAAGUGGAACAAUGUCACCUAAGGAAAGUCCUAGAGAAAGUGUUGAAAGAAUUGCACAGUCACCUACAGAGGACAGGACUAGAAGUGUUCAUAGGUCUAGCAUAUCGCCUUCGAAGGACAUUCCUCAAAGUGUUCAAAGAACUGCAUCAUUAUCACCUACAAGUGACAGUCCCAGGAGUGCUCUAAAUUCACCAAAAAAUGUUUCAUCUUCAUAUAGCCCAAGCGAUCUUGAGGAGAGAGAUAUUACCAGAUCAGUUAGGAAUUCGUUACCUUUUAUCCCUGAGAAGAAAUCCAGUAUGAAAAAUAUUGUAUUGACACAAGAACAGUUUGAAGUGCAUCCAGAAGAAGCUUUCAAAUUAAAACACAGAAUAUCAGGAAAUUUGGAUGGCAGUGCAAAUGCAUUGUUAGAUAAGGAUGAUAUGAGGUCUUCCAUAAUACCCAAGGAUAAGGCAAUAGUUAUGCAGGAACAAUUAGUGCUUAGAGAUGAAGAUAUUCCUACAGAUAUUAUGAUGACCAAAGUCAGGGAAAAUGUUGCUACAUAUUCUUCAAAUGUAACUGCUAAAAGUAAUGAGCAUGUUCCUGUACGUGAGGAACUUCUAGUUGAGGAUAAUUCACAUGCUCGUGAAGUUUCAGCCAAUAAAGGGAAAGACAAUACCGGAAUGCAGAGGAAUAUAUCAAGUAAACAUAUUGUACAGUAUGACGAUAGCUCGAGUGAGGGUGAGGUUAUCUAUCGUUUCACCCAAGAUAAUGCGCGUAUUAAGGAAAAGGAAUCUCUUCCUGAAGAUAUUUCCACUUCAGAAGAUUCUGGAAGUGAUGACUUAAACUUGCUUCCAGUGACAGAGAGGAAAAUUGUUCGUCUGCAGCAAGGUAGCCCAGUAGAUGCUGAUAAAAAAAGGUCUGAAGCUGAAGUAACAGCCUACCAUUUGAAUGUUGAAGAGCAGGUUGAGGAUGAGGGUUCAGACAGCAAUUCAAGCAACCAAGAGCUGGGUGCAGGUACAUCACAGCAACACAGGAAUAAUUCUAGAUCUGGAAUCCAAUCUAAAAGCUUAGUAUCAUCCAAAGGAAGGCAGAUGACCAUGAAAGAAUUUAUACAGAAUCUGGCAGUUAAGCCAAUGCCACCACCAGCAGUAGCAGAUAUGGAAAAAGAGAGAUCCACACUGGCUGGCCUCCUUAAAUUUAACACUUCUAGGGUGCAGAAACUGCCCCAGCAAACUGCGGCUGCCAAGAAGAUCAGAAAGAAGAGCAAGCAGUCAUUGCCUGCAUCAUUGCCCAAGAGUGUCACAAAAGAAAUUUUUUCUCAUUUUGCAAAGUGCAAAGUAACUGAAGGUGCCAUGAAAGCUAUAAUGAAAACCAGUGAAGAGUACUGGAAAAAUUUGUCCACCGAUCUCUCAAAUAUAGUGAAUGCCAGAAAGGGAGGAGAUGAAAUUCUUGGCCGUGAUGUGAGGAAGCUUAUGACCAGACAGGGCCUCAUCACCACAGAAGAGUCUCUGUUUGCUCUGGCAGAGAAAUAUUUGCCAGCAGAAGAAUGGAACACUAUCAUUCCUACAGAGUAUGCAAAGGGUAAUGUGCAUCCUCCUGAGAAGGUUAUUCAAGAUAUGUUUAUGUGAGCUCCUGUACUUCUUAAUUUACACCAAAAUAUAUUGAACAUGUAAAAUAAAGAUCCCAUUUACGUUUAAGAGUUCACAGAUUAUAUUUGUACAACAUAGUUUUUAAGUUUUGUACCAGACUGAAAAAUAGGAAUAGCCUUUCUAACCUCUGAAAAUAUAAUUCUUCUCUCUGUUAUAAUACAUAUAUUGUAGAUGAAUGGUUCAGAGAACCAACACGUUGAAAAAUUAGACACGUGCAACUCUUCAUCAGUCCAUGAAGACACUGUGUGGCAAAAAGUUUCCUCAAUAAAGAUACCCAAGAGUUGCACAUGAUUGUUUAACAAGGUUGGGUUUAUUUUCUGUGAAUAUGAUCAUAAUACCAGGAUAUAAAGUUUGGUACUUUUAUUAUUGUAUUAUAAAACCUAUUUUGUUACUAAGGAUUUUUUUUAUUAUAUUACCACUUCAAAAAUUGUUUUCCCCA
Messenger RNA from Cherax quadricarinatus, 4597 nucleotides. RefSeq names its product uro-adherence factor A. NCBI's taxonomy places the organism in Eukaryota, Metazoa, Arthropoda, Malacostraca, Decapoda, Parastacidae. Gene Ontology annotation, molecular function: protein heterodimerization activity. The record is from RefSeq and is a predicted model, not a curated record.